Messenger RNA from Thrips palmi, 588 nucleotides. RefSeq lists its product as uncharacterized. NCBI's taxonomy places the organism in Eukaryota, Metazoa, Arthropoda, Insecta, Thysanoptera, Thripidae. The record is from RefSeq and is a predicted model, not a curated record. Gene Ontology annotation, molecular function: odorant binding. The coding region runs from base 106 to 531 and encodes 141 amino acids. The transcript is spliced from 6 exons.
UCCCGCCGCUCGCCCAGUGCAGGUGAGGACUGCGUCCAGCUUGGACUACUUAGCAGAGCAGCGCCGCCCUCGGGACCGAGCAGCAUCGUCGCACCCGGCCGCACGAUGAAGUUCCUCACUGCCGCAGUACUUCUCGUCACCGUGGCCACAGCGGCGGUGGCAUCUCCAGGCCGUGGCGGAGGGCGCGGGGGUGGUGGUGGUGGUGGCCGCGGCGGUGGCUCCUCAGCGUGCAAGACAAGCUUUCCUGGCUAUGCCGAACCGUUGAGGGUCUUCACUGAGACAGGGCAGGCCACACAGGAUCUGAAGUGCUACAUGAGCUGUGUUCUGCAAGCCAAAGGAUUGAUGGAAUCCAACGGAACUAUUACAAUGAAAGAUCCAGCCAGCUCCCGUGUUACCGAGGCUUUUAAGACGGCAACCGCUUCGUGCUUCCAGCAAACGCCGACAUCGGACCUCUGCGAGACUGCUUACGUGCACAACAAGUGUCUGUGGGACACUGACACCACGAAGUCCUUCCUCCGGAUCUUCCAGUAAACCCUGCGACGUACCCUGCCCAGUUCAUGAUUUUCAAUAAAUAGUGCAUUCAUCUAG